Messenger RNA from Eurypyga helias (sunbittern), 2061 nucleotides. It is a transcript of the gene TICAM1, whose product is annotated as toll-like receptor adaptor molecule 1. Gene Ontology annotation, molecular function: protein kinase binding. Gene Ontology annotation, biological process: positive regulation of myeloid dendritic cell cytokine production; response to exogenous dsRNA; lipopolysaccharide-mediated signaling pathway. NCBI's taxonomy places the organism in Eukaryota, Metazoa, Chordata, Aves, Eurypygiformes, Eurypygidae. The record is from RefSeq and is a predicted model, not a curated record.
AUGGCACAGAGCGCCGAGCUCCACCCAAGCUUUGAGGACAUUUUUAAUAUUCUCUCCCAGAUCCCCCAGGAUAAACUCCUUAGCCUCAAAUACAAACUGAAGCACUUGGUGUUUGGGCCCAGCAGCAAAUUACUGCAAGCCAUGGUCCUGCUUACUCUGGGGCAAGAAACGGAUGCGAGAAUUUGUUUGGAUGCUUUGGGAGAUAACCGGGCAGCCCAGUAUGUCCACCAGACCAAACUGGGCGCUGCAGGAGUGCAGGAAGAUGGGGAGGAUGUCCAGCUGGAUGCAGGUACCAUGGCACUUCUGGCACAGAUCUACGCGGUGUUGGCGGAGGAAAAACUGUGCGGUGGUGAAGCCAGGGACAAAGCCUGCCAGGCUGCCACCGAGGCCUGCAAGGAAACGCAGGGGGACACGCUCAACAGCAUCCCAGCUGAGGAUCUGGGAAAACAGGGCAUGGGCCCAGGGGACAAAUUUCAGACGCUGAGGUCUGAUGAGGAUGUAGGAUUUCACCCAAACCACGUGGUGAGAAGUUCCCCAGUGCAGAUUGAAGGCAACUCAGACCCUUCAGGCCCACGGACCUUGUGCUCCCUGGGGAGUCCCUCUCUCCCCAGUCGCUUUGAGAUCAGUGCGUCACCAACCGUAGUUUUCCGCAUGCAGCCUUCUUCCCGCCAGCACGUCCCGCAGCCCAGCCGGCUCUGCGAAGGGAGUGCCAGCGGGGCUGGACAGCCUGACGGGGACAGAGCGAGCCACGGCCUGCAGGACACAACCUGGGCCAGCAGACCCAACGCUCACCCCGGGCAGGAUGCGGAUGCCCACGUGCCCCAGCCGGAGGCUGUGGAGGGCAGGUCGCGGUUGUCCCCUGAACGGCAGCCGCCCACGCGGGGUGCUGCCACCCAGCCUGUUGAAAGCACUGAUGUUUCCAGCACAGUGGCAGCAGAACCUCACACACCGAAGGAAAGCGCACACAAAACGCAAGGUGAGAAGCGAUUAUCUACAGCUCUUCCUGACUCAAGAGCUACAGCAGAUACUGGCCCUGCCCACGUAUCCAUGGAGGACUCCUGUGCACGCACUUCUAACUCGGCAUCAGCUUCCAUUCCAACCUGUUCCCUUCCUCCUCCUACCUAUUCCUUCUCCUCCACCCUUCCUACUCAGGGACCUCCCCACAACUUAUCAUAUCCCGCUCCCCUCCACUCCACCCCCUGUCCAGCCUGGACCCCUCCUCUCCAAGCUGUGCCCACAUCGGAGCCAGAUGGUGGGAAGUUCUUCACUUUCGUUGUCCUGCACGCUAGCGAAGAUGAGACCGUUGCCCACCGGGUCAAAGACCGUCUGGAGAACAUGGGGGUUCCCAACGGUGCCACACUCUGCGAGGACUUCUUCAUCGCCGGGCGCAGCCACCUGACUUGCUUCCAGGAUGCUAUGGAUAACUCUGCUUUCAUCAUCCUCCUGCUGACCAAGAACUUCCCAUGCGACCUGUGCAUGUUUCAGACAAACACCGCUCUGAUGGAGUCCAUCCUGAAGCCAUCCAAGCGUGACUCCGUGAUCCCUUUUGUGCCCAAGGAGAACCCCCUGGAGCGGAGUCAGAUUCCCAGCACACUCGGCGGGCUGAUGCCCUUGGAUGAGAACUCUCCUGGGUUCUCCAGGACGGUGCAGAACACCUUCACCACCAGCAGGAUCAAUGAGAGGAAAGCCAUGUGGGACCUGACGCAGAGGAGGAAGCUACAGCUCCAUCAGGAACGGUAUCAAACGCUGCAGAGCUUAGCUUCCCUGAACCUUGCCCAGGCGUCUCCCUCAGCAACACGGUCGCAGCUGCUGGAGCAGCCACCCCCACUUUUUUUUCCCCCCCCGCCCGCCCCCCCGCCCCCCCCUGCCGGUCUCCCCUCUUUCCAAUCAAUUCAUCUCCCAUCAGGCCACUACAACGUGAUGCCAGGUCCGGGGGGCGUCCCACCCCUCAUCAUUCAACACGCUCGGAUGGUUCAGAUUGGGAACCACAACACGAUGCAGGUAGAAACUGUCACGCCAGGUCCCCAGGACAGCGAGGAAGAAAUCAGGCAGAACACUUGA